GGCGAUAACGGUCGCACAGCAGAUGGCGGGUUGUCCGAAAUUUCUUUUCUGAGCGUGCUCAAGUACUGUUAAAUAAAUGUGGAAUGAGUAAUAGCAAAAAUGAGGGGUUAUAUUGCACAUACGUAAGAUUGCCUUAAUGGUGUUACCUGAGGCUGCACUGGCAUGACUGGUUUGUUGUGAAGCUGUGUCGCUGACAUUCUAUUAACCUGAACUCACUCAUGGAAGACUUCAGAACCAGCUACCUGCGUCUCUGCAAGGAAAACCGAUUGGAGCCGCAACAGAGCGUGCUCAGUCACUUAAGUCAUGGCAAGCACACUGAGACCAGUGGGGGAAGGAGUCCGCGCGGGACACCAUCUAAGAUGGGCCCUGGGAACCACGGCGUAGUGUUGGAUCUGUCGACCACUUCCCUGACUGUGCAGACAUGUUCUGUGCUGGGGGCCGCGCUGGCCAAGGAUUGCCUGUAUGGGGAGCUGCGACUAUCGGACUGUAUGAUUGGUGAUGAAGGGUUCAAGCUUCUUGCACACAGCUUGUGUUCCAACGCAGCAGUCAGGAACCUUGAUUUGAAGGGUAACAACCUCAGAGGACCAUCAGCAGAAGCACUGGGCAAGCUACUCGGUCAAAACCAUACUCUGAGAAGACUGUGUUUAGAGUGGAACUCACUUGGUCUGGACAGUGACCGCUUUGCCCUUCUGGCUGAGGGUCUUGCAGCUAACAACAGUCUAGAGGUCUUAGAUCUACGUAACAAUCAGAUCAGUCAUGACGGCGUAUCGGAGCUGUGCAAGGCAUUGCAGAGGAACUGUGUUCUCAGUUCAUUGGAUUUACGGUGGAACAAUAUCGGGAUAGUCGGGGGCCGCUCUGUUCUUGCCAUGCUACAAUACAACAAAACCUUGACGGAGUUGGAGCUUGCUGGAAACAACAUCACUCAAGACAUCAUGAAAGCUAUAGAUGUUGCUAGGCAACACAAUUUAGACCGAGCCAGCUUGACCAAUGAGCAUCAGAGCAGGCAGAGCAUCAUGACGCGGGAGAUCAAACAACUCCGAACACAGAAGAAGCAACAGGCCUCGGAUUUGCUGCAUAGAAUCGACCAACAGAAUGAGCUUCAGAGUAGAACACACCGGGACACCGCUCACAAGAUCCACCAACUCCAAGAAGCACUGGCUGAGAGGAAGUGUGCUUUCAAUGCACUCAAUGCAAAAUUGUCUAAAACUGAGGCAGAGCUGCUAUUGGCCGAACAGAGGUCACGUGACUUAAGUGACAUACUGGAGGUGUCGAGGAAGGAGAACUCAUCACUAGUUGCAAUGCACCAGAAAGAGAUGCAGACACAACUAGGGGAAAAAGCAUCCUCAGAGAGCAAACUCCUGCAUGACAUUGCCUCCCUGAAGGAUCGCAAUCUCCACCUGGAGACUAAAGCAGAUGAGCUUGACAAGCGAUGUCAGCAUCAACAAGACCAGAUCUAUGAACUCAAAGAAGAGCUAGCGACGAGCCACGCCCAGGUCAAACUACAAGCCACACAGGCUGAAGAGCGUCUCCAAAAUGAGAAACAGCGUCUGCGCGACCAGCAGCGAGACUUGGAGCGACGCCAUGCCAGCGAGAUGCAACACCAGCGAGAGUCAGCCGAGGAGAGCGAGCGAGCGUACCGAGAUCGCAUCGUCAAGCUGGAGGAACACCGACGGAGUUUAGAAGAGGAGAUGAGUAAACUCAAGAACCAGCAGCUGACGGAGAGGUUGGCGCUGGAGGAACAGAUCCUCAGCACUAGGCAGAGGGUCAAAGAAGAAGAGCAUCAACGCAUGAAACACCUUGAAGACAAGAUCCGCCUCCUAUCCAACGCUAAGGAUGACAUCCAACAGCAUUACUCCCAGCAGAUGCAGACCAUUGCUGAGCUACAGGCCAAGAAUAACAACGCUGGGCUGGAGGUCGAGUCACUCAAACGCAGACUUGAGGAGCUUAACCAGGAACUCGCUGGCAAAAACAACGAGCUCCAAGCAGAGGUCAACAAAGUCAAGCUGAGCUCCAGCAAGCAACUGAGCAGGAUGGAAGCCCAGAUACAAGACUCAGAGUCCUUGCGAGAACGCUGCUCCACGCUAGAAUUGCAGCUGGCUGAGCAAACAAGACGACAUCGCACAGAGCUGAUGGACCGCGACAACGAGACGGAUAGCCUUAGAGAAAGGAUGCGAUCCCAGGACAUGGAGUACAGUCGUAUACAAGAAGAGGAAACACAACGUGCAGGGAUGCUGCAAGCGGCAAUCUCCGGCUAUCUCACAUCAACCAGGACCCCCAUGUCUACACCUCGGAAGUAAUCACAAAAUUUGGUCCAGACAAUAAGACAUUUUUCUGAGAGUAUGACGGUACUGUUUUACUGUCAUUUUCUUGGUUACGAAAAAUAUUUUUAUCAUGUUUAGCACUUUGGAUGCGUGACUUCAAUAGCAACAUGGUGACUUACAUAAGUACCCUGGGUUUUACAUCAGUUUUUCCCUAAGAUGUUUUGUCACUGUGCCAACUGAAAAAUAUGGCCAAGCAUUUGCCUCAAAAAGGCCACAUUUUGAAAUAGUUGUUGUUGAAAUUGUGGUCGGGCAACAGUUGUUGACCAUUCCCACUAUUUGUCCAAACAAAUAUUUUGUAUUGAAAGUACACGCUUAGUGCAUGUAAAAACAGUCCUAAAUAGCUUUUCUAUUUUGUUUUAUUUGAGCAGUUUUUGUGUCUUCUUUCAUCCUCCACUCUGUAUUGAGCACCAAGUUUGUUUAUUGCCAGGUGUGACGCUGUAUUUUUUUUAUCGUGCAUGAACAUUGGCUCAGACUUUAAAUAAUUUUACAAAACUUUUUAUUGAUGUACAUAUAAAUACUUAUGACACUUUUUAUAAAUUCACCUUCCAGAUGUUUCCAUCAAAUUUUCAUUUAAAGGAUUUAUUUUGUGCGGCAAAGUGAUAAGAUACGUUUGGGUCCUUCCUCAGAAAGCGAGAUGCUUCCAUCCUCUGAAAAUAUUUCUUAAAGAUAUUCGAAUAAUUUCUCGUUCAGAUAGGAGACAUUCCAUUACUUAUCCCCUGUGCCAUUGCCAGCUUGAUAAACUUUCAAUCGUGGAGUAGUUUUAUUUGGUUUUAUCAUUCAAAAUCAAUUGCAGGGUUGAGAAUUCUUUUUAGCAUUUGUGUUUUUUAUCCCAAAUACCUCGUUCUUCGGAUUUUCACAAAAUUGUCUUCAACUGCGUACAUGUAGUUGUUCUCUUUAUUCCAGGGGUCAGCCAUGUCCGAUUUAGGCUGAGGGCCGUCUCAAUUAACAUCUGGGUUGAAUUUCGGACAAGUUGCGGAAAUUAUAUCAGGUGUAAGUUGCAGGUUUCUGAACUUCCCACAAUGAAGUCAUCAGUAUUUGUAAGUCAAGCAGUUGCUCAUGAAAGUUGCCCCAGAUCAUGUCUGGUACAAAUGCAGAGCUUCUUCUGGACAAAGUGAAGGAUUGUACCCGCAACUUGUCCAAGAGUUGUCCCGGUUAUGGAGACGGGCCCUAACAGUAUUACAGUAAAUGUGGAAGUCUACUUCAUGAGUCAAAUACUAAAAUAAUUAAAUAGAAGUUAGAUUUAUAGGUUAAGUUGGAGCUUCCAAACAGUCUUCGUACUUUAAAUCUUCUAUUUUCUAUUUAUAUUAAAGAAACCUUGGUUUUGCACUUGUAUUCAAAAAAUAACACUCCUGAAUCCUCCAAUUUAAUACGAUUUUACACACCCCAUUCGGAAUUAGGGUUAAUUAGUUUUUCAAAAUUGUCAAAAGGAUUGAUGUUGGAAUCCUUUCUCUCACGAGAAUCUUUAUAUAAGUCAUUUUGCGAUAUGGACAAAGCUCCUGCUUUUAUUUACAUGACAGACCGUAUAACUCGUUAGGGUUUGUAUAAUCACUCCAGGUGAAAUGCAGUGUGUUGCAGUUUUUAUUUAUGAACUUUCUGUCACCUAACAAAAAUAUCAAUUGAAUUUACCAUGUUUGUCUACAUUUUGUAUAGAUAGUGAAAUUUAUAUUUAAUAUUUGUUAGACCA
Molecule: messenger RNA, 4005 nt
Organism: Patiria miniata (bat star)
Lineage: Eukaryota; Metazoa; Echinodermata; Asteroidea; Valvatida; Asterinidae
Product: leucine-rich repeat-containing protein 45-like
Exons: 13
Coding region: 219-2297 (692 amino acids)
Cellular component (GO): centrosome
Molecular function (GO): protein binding
Source: RefSeq, a predicted model, not a curated record